AUGUUUUUUCAAACAUUUUUAUUUACUAAAAAGAUAUGGAAAAGAAUUUAUAAAAUUAAUCAAUCUCAUUUUACAACUAAAAUUAUUUUGAAAGAAUUUAUAAAUAAAUAUAGAAAGAAAUUAGAGCAAAAAGUGGAAGAAGAAGGUCUUUCAUCUAUUCAAGAACUUUUCGAAAAAUAUACUACAAAAUCAAACAAAGACACUUCAAAAACAUUACCAACAUCCUGCUUUAUACAAAAAAAUCAAAAUAUAACUCAAAAUAAUACUGAAAUACCAAAUAAUAAUAAAGUCCAUAUCAAAACAUUAUCAUCAUAUAUUGAUGUAGAAAAGUUACAAUUACAUAGUAUUAAAGAGAUAGAACUAAUAUGGAAAGCUCGUCACAUUCAAAAUGAAUAUAAUCACUGUGGAAUAAUAUCUUCAUUAAAAUUUAAUAUAAUGGAAAAAAAUGCAAAGAAAUAUAAUAUGUUUAUUCUUCCUAUAAAUCAGCCACAGGGAAUCGAAAUGCACUUUCUUCAAUGGUUCAUCACAAAUAAAUUUACUAAAUAUAUACUUAUUACCUCACUUUUAGAAUACAAAGUUAAAGGAGAAUUUGCAAGACCCCAUACAUUUUUAUCCUAUCAUACAGAUCUAUCUUCAGACAAAAAUAUAGUUUUAAUGAGAGGAGAACUUGAAAAAGACAGGGGAAUAACAAUGAAUAAUCUUAAAACAAUAAUAUUUCAAAUUGAAUCUUUUUUUUCAGCAAUUAAAGAUAAUCAAGAAGAUUUAUUAAAAUUAAAACUUUUAGAAGAAUUUAAUAACGGAAAAAACUUUGAUGUAUCUAUUUUAAUUAAUGAAUGUAAUAAACUACACUAG
Molecule: messenger RNA, 852 nt
Organism: Pneumocystis jirovecii RU7
Lineage: Eukaryota; Fungi; Ascomycota; Pneumocystomycetes; Pneumocystales; Pneumocystaceae
Exons: 3
Coding region: 1-852 (283 amino acids)
Biological process (GO): mitochondrial proton-transporting ATP synthase complex assembly
Cellular component (GO): mitochondrion
Source: RefSeq, a predicted model, not a curated record